UUCUGACUUGCAAUGCGGCGCGAGAGUACCCUCAAGACGCCGACGGAGGGCGACUACGAGCAGCCGACGUACGCCGAUGAGAAGCCCGACGUCACCGUGUACCGCGAGUCGGAGAUGACAGCGCGCGACACGACCCUGGCGGACGAGCUGCCGGCGGCUCGCCUCACCCACAGCGAGUCGGCGCGCAGUUUCAAGGGCCGGUAUCGGGUGUGGCCCGGCGCCGUCCUUCUGCUGGCCAUCACGGCGGUCGCAGUGGUGCUCAUGGUCUACUUUGCGGACGAAGCGCGCACGUCAAUGCUCGACCUCCGGCUCGCUGUUCAGAUGCGACAGUACCGAAUGCGGCAGAUCGACACAGGCUUGACAUCGGGCUCGGGCACGGGCUUGCCGCCACUCAUUGACACGGACGGGGUCGUCAACAACCCCCAAGUGUACCCCCCUCAGACGUGCAAGCAGCCGAAUUACAUUAGUAAGAACAACAAGAUUUACGCGGUCGCGCCCAACGGCACGGAAAUUCCCCUCGGCAUCAAGGGUCUCAACUGGUUUGGCAUGGAAACAGGCCAAGCCAUUCCGUUCGGCCUCUGGACCAACGACAAGAACGGCACGACCGCGUUUCAAGUGGCCGAAUUCCUUGCAGCCAACAAGAUCAAUAGCAUUCGGCUGCCCGUGUGCAUUCAAAGCAUCGUCAACAACAUCAAGCCCAACAAGAACCUCAUCAACGCCGCCGCGAACCGCGCGGUCGACGCGUCGUCGUACAUGGCGCUGCUCAAAAGCAUCAUCUCGACGCUCGCGUACCGGCGCAUUUCGGUGCUCAUCUCACUGCAUACGCUCACGCCGACGGAUUCGGGCGGCGCGUGGUUCAGCGAUGCAGUGCCAGUCGACAUGUUUAUGCAAGCGGUCGAUUUGCUCACGACGAACCUCUGCAGCGACAAGUACUGGAACAUCAUCGGCCUCGACGUCAAGAACGAGCCGCACCUCUCGACGUGGGGCGACAAUGGCCCCAAAGAUUUCCUCCAGGGCGCCACCGACAUUAGCCACCGGAUGCUGAAAGGCUGUCCCAACUGGCUCGCGUUCGUCGAGGGCAUCGUCAAUAUGGGCCAGCCCGUCUCGUUCAAUGGCGUCGCCAUGACGUACAACGACUGGUGGGGCAGCGGUCUCCAAGGCGCUGGCGCCAAGCCCGUCGUGCUCAACACGCCGCACAAGGUGGUGUAUGCGCCGCACUAUUACACCCCUGCCGUGUACCCCCAAGCGUACCUCUAUGGCGGGGGCACCCCAGGUCCCGGCGGUAUCAUCACCAACUACGUCGAGCUCUCGGACGCCGACCUACGAGUGCGCAUCUCGCGCACGAUGGAGGUCAUGUUUGGUUUCCUCGCCAAGACCCACGACGCGGCGAUCGUGCUGGGCGAGUUUGGCGGCCUCUACGCGACAGAUCUGCACCCAAAGCUCACGACGAAGCGCUGCACCGACUUUACGAUCGAGGCGAUGCUGCAGCCGGGCUACUCGGGCGGGUACGUCUGGAGCUUGAACCCUGAAAGCGCGUAUCAGUUCAAUCCGGCGGACGCUGCGGGCACUUUUAUUGAGGGUGUCGUGCAAAUCGACUGGCGCACAGCCAACUUGCCGUUCGUCCAGGGCAUGCAAGCCAUGGACGCGAUCGCGGACCUCCAGUUCUUUCCGUGCUUUCCCUAAGUUGACACAAAUCGAUAUGCUACGAGUUCAGCUG
Messenger RNA from Saprolegnia parasitica CBS 223.65, 1717 nucleotides. RefSeq lists its product as hypothetical. The coding region runs from base 13 to 1683 and encodes 556 amino acids. The record is from RefSeq and is a predicted model, not a curated record. Gene Ontology annotation, molecular function: hydrolase activity, hydrolyzing O-glycosyl compounds. The transcript has 9 exons. NCBI's taxonomy places the organism in Eukaryota, Oomycota, Saprolegniomycetes, Saprolegniales, Saprolegniaceae.